Messenger RNA from Leptopilina boulardi, 1911 nucleotides. Its product is annotated as lysophosphatidylserine lipase ABHD12. NCBI's taxonomy places the organism in Eukaryota, Metazoa, Arthropoda, Insecta, Hymenoptera, Figitidae. The coding region runs from base 400 to 1572 and encodes 390 amino acids. The record is from RefSeq and is a predicted model, not a curated record. The transcript is spliced from 10 exons. Gene Ontology annotation, biological process: phosphatidylserine catabolic process; monoacylglycerol catabolic process. Gene Ontology annotation, molecular function: monoacylglycerol lipase activity; phosphatidylcholine lysophospholipase A1 activity. Gene Ontology annotation, cellular component: endoplasmic reticulum membrane.
CAUUUAAACAAAACGCUGCGGUGAUUGUGGGUUUUUAUUCUUCAAAACCGAUUUGUUUAUACUAACAAAAUGCGGGCUGGUUAUUUCUUUUUAUCUCCAAUGUUACCUCUCAUUGCUGCUGAUGUGUGGCAUAAUGGAAUAACUAACUCGGGAAUUUAGAGCACAUAUACAUAUUAUAUUGAAAGAAAUGACUCAUGAAAUUAUUGAGUACAAGACAAGUUAAAACCUGUAAAAAAAAAAAUGUUGUUCACUAUAUACGUAUACCUGUAAAAUCGAUUUGCAUUUGCGCACUGUCUCGGGAUAUUAAGCCGGUUGAUGUAUAGAAUUGGGGUAGUCUUUUUUCAUUAUUAUAACUGAAAGCCCAUUUCUUAAAAACAAAAACAAAAAAAAAUUACAUAAAUGUCAAAAAAGAAGAAGAAACAAUAUCAUAAUAUUCAAAGUCUUCAUAACAGUUUAAAUAAUAAUAAUAAUAAUAAUAAUAACAACAAUAAUAAUAAUAUACGUGCAACAAAGUUGAAUGCAAAAAUAAAUGAGGUGUCGAAGAAGAAAAAAAAGGUGAAGAAAGAAUUAAUAAACAAAACACUUUUAAUAUGGACUAUUCAAACAUCAAUAAUUGUUUACGUGAUACUGUUUGGACUGCUUCCUGUGAUAUUUCAUUAUUCAUAUACAAUUCAACGGAAAAUUCUCUUCUUAAAUUUUGUCCACUGGCCAUUGUCUAUUGACUUUUCAAAUCCAGAGGAUGUUGGAAUUCAAGGGGCUCGAAAUUUUUAUCUAACGACUGAUGAUGGCGUUAAAAUAGGCGCAUGGCAAGUUUUACCCAAGUCAUUAAUGAAUCAAAAUAUCAGUAAAGACGCCUAUGAAAAUGUUUUAAAAAAUGCAACUUUACCAGUAAUUUUAUAUAUGCACGGAAACAGUGGAAAUAGAGCGAGUAGUCACAGAGUCGAAUUGUACAAGUUAUUUCAAAAUUUGGAUUAUCAUCUUAUUUGCUAUGAUUAUCGAAGUUACGGUGAUAGUGAAAAUGCUGAUCUCUCAGAAAUGGGGGUAGUGACAGAUAGUAAAUUUGUUCUCGAAUGGAUAAUGAAAAUUGUAAAUGGUUCAGCGCCAGUUUUUGUAUGGGGACAUUCUUUGGGAACAGGCGUGUCAACUCAUGCUCUUGCAUUAUUAUCAAAUGACGAAAAUCAACCAGCGGGACUUUUUUUGGAAUCACCUUUUAAUAAUAUUGCGUCAGAAAUCAGUGAACAUCCUUUAGCGCAGAUAUUUAAACAUCUACCAUGGUUUCAAUGGGUUAUUGUGCAGCCAUUUUACGAUAAUCAUUUACGUUUUCAAUCGGAUUUACAUAUAACAAAAGUAAAAUGCCCAAUUAUGAUUUUACACGCCGAAGAUGAUAAUGUCGUUCCAUUUUCUUUAGGAGAAAAGCUUUUUGAAUCUGCUAUAAAAUAUCAUGGAAACACACAACAAGUACAGAUGGUGCGUAUAAACGCUACACUUGGACUUGGACAUAAAUAUAUAUGUCGAUAUUCGGAAUUGCCAGAAAUAAUAGAGAAAUUUGUGUCUUGGGUUAGCAAAAAUUAGGAAAAUUUCUAGUAGAAUAAUUUUAUUAACUCUCUUUCUCUUUUCUCUGAAGAGAAUUUUUAAUCGCAAAAGAACUGAAUUUUAAAUUAAACGAACAAAAAAAACAAGACACAUAUUUGUCUUGUUUUAAUUAUUAGUUUUUAAAAGGCUAUUUUUGUACUUUAAGAAUUUUUUUUAUGUUCGUGAUAUUAUUUUCUAAAUUUAGGAAAAAUACAUAAAAACAAAAUGAUUUUUAACUAUUUAUUUCAUAAUAGAUUAAUCUUAAAAUGCAUUUUAUAAGUAUCUAACACAAUACACUAAUAAAGUAACAAUUUAUUUAAUAAAAAAUGAUGAAGGAAA